This is a messenger RNA of Toxotes jaculatrix (banded archerfish), 2345 nucleotides long. RefSeq names its product zinc finger protein 436-like. NCBI's taxonomy places the organism in Eukaryota, Metazoa, Chordata, Actinopteri, Toxotidae. The record is from RefSeq and is a predicted model, not a curated record. Gene Ontology annotation, molecular function: DNA-binding transcription factor activity, RNA polymerase II-specific; RNA polymerase II cis-regulatory region sequence-specific DNA binding. Gene Ontology annotation, biological process: regulation of DNA-templated transcription. The coding region runs from base 144 to 2120 and encodes 658 amino acids. The transcript is spliced from 4 exons.
CAGCAGCAUUUCCGGUGCGGCCCGCUGUGUCGGCCGUGUUGUUCCGUGGAAAGUUGUGUCGGAUUUUCGUGUUAAAUCUUUUAGGGACCGUUGGAUCCCGCUCACACCGUCUGGGCCGCUCAGCUCUCAGGUGGUUUUUAAAGAUGUCGGCUGGACUCCUGGAGCCUCCUGGAGGAGAAGAACAGCUCUGUGUGUUCCUGCUGAGAGCAGGAGAGGAGGAGGUGAGGAGGAGGGAGGUGGGCUGCCAGUGGGAGAGUCCAGAGGAGCAGAGGAGGGAGGUGGGCUGUCAGAGUGACUCAGCAGAGAGGAGAGACGCUGCUGUCCAGGUGGACCUGCUGACUCAUCAGCUCAGCUGGAGACACUCAGGUUCCUCCUCCAUGCUGCUGCAGUGUUUUGCAGUCAGGCCCGACGGAUCAGACGGGGGCGCUCUGCUGCAGCACUGCACCACCAACCGAACCAGAACCAGAACCAUCAAACCCGCCGUCAAACUCUCCCCUAAACUCACCCAGUCCAGGUCCAGGACCCAGAGGAAACCACCUCCUCUGAGCUCCAACACCACCAAACGAAAUCCACCUCAACGCCGUCACCAUCGUGUGUCACCUGAUACUGACCGACAGGAGGAAGAAGGAGAAGAGGUGGAGGAGGAGGAGGAGGAGGAGGAUACGGGAGAUCCCAACUGGACUCCACCUGAAGAUGUCGCGUCUGUGUCUGAACUCGGGGACGUCCGGCUGGACUCGGAGUCCCAGCAUGCACCUGUUCAUGUGGUGAAACUGGAGCCCGACAGCACCGUGUGUGACGUUUGUGGCAAAGUGAUGAAGAAUAAGUCGAGUCUGGCGCGACACUCCUUCAUCCACACGGGGAAGAAGCCGUUCGCCUGCCACCUGUGCGACUUGCGCUUCAACCGCCGCGACAACUUGCAGCACCACCUGAACCGGCUGCACCCCAACGGCGUCGCCAAGCUGGAGAAGCAGCGCGAGGUGCAGGCCUGGCUGUGUGCCGCCUGCGGGAAAACUUUCAGCUGCAGGUCCAGGCUGAAGACGCACGAGGUCAUCCACUCGGGCGUUAAACCUCACCGCUGCGACCUCUGCCCCAAAGCCUACAUGAGGACUAACGACCUUGAGCAUCAUAAGAAGACCGUCCACGUCGAGGGCUCCGCGGAGCCUCAGCGGCCGAGCUCGCUGCUCUGCGACUUCUGCGGUAAAGAGUUUAAAUGCAGGUCGCAGCUGGCCAUCCACUUCCAGACUCACACCGGCGAACGGCCGCAUCUCUGCGACAUCUGCGGCCGCAAGUUUGGCCGACAGUACCAGCUGAAACGCCACAAGAUCCUGGUCCACGCCAACCAGGUGAACGGCGAGGAGAACCUGCCGCUCGACACGCCGUUUGCCUGCGGCGUCUGUGGGAAGCGGCUGAAGUCUGAAUCGCUUCUCGCGGCUCACUCCCGCAUCCACACAGGCGACAAGCCUCACCGCUGCGGCAUCUGCCUGCGCAGCUUCCAGCGAGCCACCUGCCUGAAGCAGCACCACCUACGUGUCCAUCUGAAGGUCAAAGUGAACGAUGUGCCGCACAGCGCCGGGCGAAGGAAGAGCACAGCGCCGGCGAAGGUGUUCCCGUGUCCUAACUGCAGCAAAGUUUUCAAGUUCAAGUCUCUGCUGGCGAGUCACUCGAUGACCCACAGCGAGGUCCGACCGUACACGUGUGACUUCUGCAGCCGCAGCUUUAGACGCCUCAGCCACCUGAAGAGACACCGCGAGGUCGUCCACGCCAACGGAGCGCGCCCGGCGCAGAGCUUCGUCUGCCACAUCUGUGGCAAAGACAAGAAGUGUCGAUCGCAGCUCACCAGACACGUCAUCAUCCACACCGGCGAGCGGCCGUUCGCCUGCGACCUCUGCACCGCCAGCUUUAACCGCCGUGGGAACCUGCAGCAGCACAGGAAGCGCAUGCACGGCGUGGGGAAGCCACCGGCUGAGGAAGCCCCGCCCAUUCUGUUCGAUGAUGACAUGACUCCCGCUCUGACAUACAAACAGGAAGAGACGGUGGUGGCUGUCGAUGCUACAGCUGAGCAGUUUGAGGCUGCGACGAACGACGAGUCGGACGUUGUUCAGCAGCUCGAGGCUUCCUGACGCACUCAGAGCGUCACGCCUGCGUCCUACGCCUGUCUGAGGCGUCGUCGCCCUGCUGACAGAUCCCACUGUGCUCUGUGGAUCUUUGAACAAGUGAAAUGGGUCCUGGUGAGUUUGUUGUGACAGUUUGUUAAACCUGUGAAUGAUCUGACAGACGAUCAGUGAUCGAUCGAUUGAUUGAUCCAGAAUGUUCAGUGUAAAGGAGAAUUAAACAUUGACAUGAUU